AUGCUGCGACAACAACGGGCUUUUAAAGAAGCGGCGAGACGAGUUCUCGGAGGCGCGUUCGAACGGUCUUCGUCGUGUUCUUUUUCUUCUUCUUCUUCUCAUUUUGGGAGAGUUUUAUUCGCGGCGAAGGAGUUCACUUCUUCUUCUUCUUCAUCUUUAGCAUCAACAUCAUCGACGAAAGCAUCCGUUUGUUGUUCGAAACGGCGCGGGAGAAGUUUUAGCAGUCGUUUUAGUAGUAGUCGAAGAAGAGAAUAUUCAAACAACCUACCAACGAAAGAGAAAGAACAAAAUCACGUGGUAAAAUUCCAGGAGAAAUGGGAAGAGCUGAUGAACCAACACCCAAGCGUUGCUUUGAAUCCGUGCAACUCGGAAUUACACCCGGCGGUGGUGGUCGGCGCGGCGAAAGUCGACGAGACGAAACCGAAAAGGUCGUUGCAAGAAGCGUACGACCCAUUCGCGUCUUGUUUCGUCUGCUCGAAAAAUGGACAGUUGAAGUUGGAAACGAGACGCACGAGCGAUAGGAAGAUUUUACGGAGCGAGUUGGCGAGAGGAUUGCCGGAAACGUACGAGGAGUUACCGGGGAUCAUCGCGCCCGGGAUGAUCACGUCGGUGAUGGCGUGCAGUGGAAGUUGGCACGGGUCCAUCGCGUUGAUGGAUAAAGCGGUGUUAGCGAGGCCGCCUUUGAUGAUGCUGGAAAAAAUUAUCGAUUUUACCGCCACCGACGUGUUGGCGCCGAACGAAAAGUGUUCGGUGCACUCGGAAAUCGUCAGUUUAGACGAGCCGAAUUUCGCGACGGUGAAGAUGGAAAUGACCAUUGGUGGUCACGAAAAAGACGACGAGGAGAGUAACAGUACUAGCGGUAACAAGAGCAGGAGUAACUACACUUCCAAAAAAACCGUCUGCGCUCGAGCGAUUAUGCGCUUCAAGAAAAUCGGCGCCGUGAGAAGCAUCUCGUGA
Molecule: messenger RNA, 957 nt
Organism: Bathycoccus prasinos
Lineage: Eukaryota; Viridiplantae; Chlorophyta; Mamiellophyceae; Mamiellales; Bathycoccaceae
Exons: 1
Coding region: 1-957 (318 amino acids)
Source: RefSeq, a predicted model, not a curated record